This is a messenger RNA of Branchiostoma floridae (Florida lancelet), 2017 nucleotides long. RefSeq names its product laforin-like. Gene Ontology annotation, cellular component: nucleus; cytoplasm. NCBI's taxonomy places the organism in Eukaryota, Metazoa, Chordata, Leptocardii, Amphioxiformes, Branchiostomatidae. The transcript is spliced from 4 exons. The record is from RefSeq and is a predicted model, not a curated record. The coding region runs from base 400 to 1368 and encodes 322 amino acids. Gene Ontology annotation, molecular function: starch binding; protein tyrosine/serine/threonine phosphatase activity; protein tyrosine phosphatase activity. Gene Ontology annotation, biological process: protein dephosphorylation.
GAAACAGUACAUCAAGGAACAUACAUGCACGCACUACUCGUUAGGGUCAAAGGUCAUUAGCUAUAAAUGGCGCUCACAUUUUUCUGGAGGCGGAGACAUGCUGGACGUGUAGUACAUGUAGAACGUGCCAUGUUGCUUUGCCAAGUGACAGGUGUGUCAGAUAGUGACCCGCUGAGGACAAAAGUUACCUAAGUUUUUCAUCACCAGAUCAGAAAGGGAUUGGCCUUUAGAUAAAAAGGUAUUUGGUGAUGACGAGGCCUCAAAAUUUUCGGUAGGGCACAAUCGCCAUUUUGUCGUCUGCUACUGUGAUGUUGUAACGUUAAUUGGAACAGUUCGUGGAUGUUGUUAAUCGUUACUAUCGCACGCGUUUGGCAUUUAGUUCUCUGAUAACCCAGAGAAAUGAAGAUUCGGUUCGGUCUAGCUGCCUUCAUCGAGGAGGGGUACUCCGUUGCGGUGGUAGGGUCCCUCUCGGCGCUGGGUUCGUGGAACCCCGACGGCAGUCUGCCCUUGCACCCCGUCAUCCCCCCAAAGGCCAAGGAACCGUCCUUCUGGACGUGCGACGUGGACCUGUUUGGGGAAGGUUUACCUGACCGGUUCCAGUACAAGUUCAUCCGGCAGGGCCCUAUAGGAAAGGGGAGUGACGAGAAGGGGGAGGAGGACGUCGUCCCACAGUGGGAGUGGGAGGGGUGCGGGGAGGGGCACAACCGCACCUGGGAAUAUCAACAGGACAAUAUUCUGGGAGGAGUUCACUGCAACCCUGUGGCACGCUGGCAGGAUAAGGCUGGGGAAACUUCAGAGUUUGAUCUAACAACUCGGUUCUUCUUCUACCUCUCGGACAACCAGCUGUUCCACUACAGCGAGAUCCUGGACAAUGUGUGGCUGGGCUCCUGUCCCAGAACUGCUGAGCACAUCACCAAGGACAUGAAACAGGUGAUGGGCACAACUGCUGUGAUGAACUUCCAGAUGGACUAUGACCUCUGGAACAACAGUGCUGACUGCUGCCCACAAGGUGCAGAUGUACCACGCUACAUAUAUGAGGUCUACAGGCAAAAUGGCAUCUCCUAUGUGUGGAUGCCGACAGCUGACAUGUCCACUGAGGGUCGAAUCAAGCUGCUUCCCCAGGCGGUCUAUGUACUACAUGGCCUGCUGAGGUCUGGUCACAAUGUUUAUGUGCACUGCAAUGCUGGGAUCGGUCGGUCGGUUGCUGUUGUUUGUGGCUACCUGAUGUACGUGCUUGGGUGGAGCUUCCGUAAGAUGCAGUAUUAUCUGUGCUCCAGACGACCGGUGUCCUACAUUGAUGAAGUUGCACUGAAUGCAGCUGAAAAGGACUUUGCUGCCAAGUUUGGGCGCCUUCCUGUUGAGUACUGAACUGAGAUACAGAAUUCUGCUGAAGUAAUCUGACUCCAGAUCUUCUGAACUUUCAGUCUCCCUGCUGAAAUCUAAUAUUUCAGGUGCCUUAUUGCUGCUGAUGGACAAAUGUGUUCUGCUGAUGCUUUUAUCAACUUGCCAGUGUAUAGUGCAGAAACAUAUGGGGAUACUUGUCAAAGCACAACAAAUGACAGAGGCAGGUGUUCUGGCAUGUGUGGAAUUUUGCUGUCCAGAUUUACAGCAGGCACUCACGCAUGCACCUGUCUAUCAAUUACCAAGUUUUGACCCCAUCCCUCUGAUACAGGAUGUUUUCUAAGAGAGGCAACUGUGUUUUUAUGAUGACCACUGGCUACUAUUAUGUGCAUUAGGAAAUGAUACUGAUAGUAAAUAUUCUUUUGGGCACAAAAUAUGUGGGAUUGUUCCUUAUCAUUCAUCACACAAUUUUGACUGGUUGUUAUUGUUUCUACAUGCCAAGCCCUCAUGUAAAAUAUGCUUUUGUUGGUAAGCAAAUAUAUAUUUGUACAGGACAGUGAGCCACAUGCAGAUUUGAUAGUUUAACACAAUGGUCAGUGCCUGUAAAAGAAGACAUGUCACAAUCGUGUGUGAAAUAAAAUGUCUGCAGCACAUUGAUUUAUUGUACCAAACCUCA